AUGGCUUGGUGUGGGCGCGUGUCUGGCAGCUGCCGCUUACAGGUGGUGUGCUUGCUUGGGAACCAACCUCUACGGACCGUUCCCACGGAAGGCCUGGCCCCCACCAUGGUCCCUGCUGCCGCCCCUUUACCUCCCUGGCGCAGGGGCCCGUGGCUAUAUAAGCCGUCCUCGAACCCACCAGCUACCACAAUCACGCUGAUCGUUCAGAAAGGUCGACGAGGAGAGCCGCGUUUUAACCGAUCACGGACUGACUCGCUCGACCGUUUUACUUGCUCUCUAUCAAUUCUGUUUGUCUGUCUAUCUAUCUGUCUAUUCAUUUAUUUGCCUAUCUGUCUAUCUAUUUUUCUCUUCGACAGAGAUUAAAUAGUUCGACGAAACAGUGUGUUGUUAUUGUUAAUUGCUGCACGCAAUAAUAAAAAAGAAAAAAGAAGAAAAAAAAUUGAGUGUACACGAUACAUAUAUAUAUAUAUAUAUAUAUAUAUACACAUAUAUAUAUAUAUGUGUAUAUUUAUAUACACACAUAUAUACUAUAUAUACUAUAUAAAGUGCUGCAAAUUGGUGUUGUGAGUACGUCGAAAGAAGCGAUAAGGGAUUAACCAUGCAGAUGCACGAGCAGAUCAUCAUGGUCGAUGGCCAAGAGCAGCCUAUCUCGAGGACAUAUCAGUAUAGAAAGGUGAUGAAACCUAUGCUAGAACGAAAACGUAGAGCACGGAUCAAUCGUUGCUUGGACGAGCUGAAGGAUCUUAUGGUGACGGCUUUAGCCGGGGACGGGGAAAACGUAGCAAAAUUGGAGAAAGCAGAUAUCCUCGAAUUGACCGUUCGCCAUCUUCACAAACUUCAACGUCAACAACGUUUAUCAGCGAAUCCGGUGAUAGAUGCUGAUCGUUUCAGAGCCGGUUAUACGCAUUGCGCGAACGAAGUUAGCCGUUGUCUAGCGGCAACGCCUGGCGUCGAUGUAGCCCUAGGUACCAAAUUGAUGACCCAUCUUGGACACAAAUUAAAUUCAAUGGACAAGACCGGACCAUUGACCAUCCAUGUGGCUGCACCACAAUCUUCGCCUUCCUCAUCGAGCGAACUUAGCUCCGACGAAUAUUCAAUGCCUCUUACACCGGCUUCGAGUCAACCAUCUCCGGUAAGAACGGACGUCGAUACCAUCCCCCAACAGAGCCAUCAUCAUCAUCUCGCGGAGGGUCUCUUACGAGUCGCUAAAUCCGACGAAACCAUCUGGAGACCCUGGUAAAAGCGAAGGAAAACUUUUUUUGCGCGUUGGCCUUGAAAUUUCUCUUAGAAAAACAAAAAACAAAAAGAAAAAAAAACAGAAAAAAGAAAGAAAAAAAGGAAAAAGAGAAUACAGGAGGGGAGAGAAGAAGAAGAAGAAGAAGAAAGAAAAAGAGAAAAAAAAAAGCCACGCCUAAGUAACUCUCAACGUCAGAACGAGAUAAACGUUUGAGAACGACAAUGAUGCUCUUUCGCGCGGUGCGACGGUUCUGGUGCAAUUUCAUCUGUGAUUUAAUACGGAUGAUCUCGGAAUAAUCGAUAUAUGAGGAUGUACAUACAUAAUUGAAGGCUCUCAAGAGUUCUAUAUUAUUUCUCUCGUGGGAAAAGAGUAUCGAUCGUUUUGCGUUUCAAUAUGACUCGUUUACGAUAGAGGAAGACGAGGUACAAAAAAAAAAGAAAAAGAAGAAGAAGAGGAAAAAGAGAAGGGGAAAGAAGAACAAAUUGAAGUAUUUCUAAGAACGAACGAUAAUACGAAAAACAAAAUCGUUCUGACCGAUAACGAUGAAAGAAGAUCUUCAAAUGUAUCGGUGAAAUAAGAUAAAACGAAACGAAAGACUUCUGAAUUAGUGAUGUCCUCUUCCGAAUAUUCUAUUCUCGCGUAAUACGAACAAAUCUACCUGAAGAAGACCCGAGCUAAACUCCUUCGCGUUAAUCGAUUUGUACAAGAUCGAAGAAAGUAUUAAGAUCUCUCUAUAUAUAUAUAUAUAUAUGUACAUAUAUAUAUAUAUAUAUAUAUAUAUAUAAAUAAUUAACCGUAAUGCAUUAAUAAGCAGCCACGGUUGAAGCUUUAAUUAACAUAAUCCCGAUGGUUAAAUUUUUCUAUUGUUUGUUUCAUACUUUUAUCGAAAUAUACAUAUCUUGUUUAUUAAGUCGAUUUCCUCGCGAGAAAAAUCUUCGAACGAAAAUUUUUGUGCUCGGAUAAAAGUGCAUUCUGUUUCCAAUGCGCUAAUACUUCUCUUUUCUCUUCUUUUUUAUUUUUAAGAUUAUUUUUCUUUUCUUUCUUUUUUUUUUUUUUUGUUUUGUUUUCUUCUCUAGAAAAUAGAUAUAACGAGAUGCGUUGAUAUUUCGAAAUUCUUUUCUGAAACUUUUUGAUUAAUGUUAAAAAGAAAAUAUAUAUAUAUAUACAUAUAUAUAUAUAUAUAUGUAAUCGAUGGAACAGAGUGCACAAAUCACCUCGCGAUGAAAACGUCUGUUGUAUAUGCGUUUCCUCCUCCGUCAAAGCGUAGGGCAUCGGGUUUCGAAGAUCGUCUUUUACAUUAUUGUUAAUAUAAUAAAUAUUUUAGUUAAUAUAAUAAAUCGUUUGCGAGAUAUGCGUGUUAAGUUAGAAAUUUAAAAAAAGUGGAAGAAAAAAAAAAAGGAAAAAGAAAAAAAGAAGAUAAUAAAAAAGACGUCGACUUAACUCGAUUGAGAGGAGGAUAUUGUGAUAGAGAAACGUGUACCUGUGAUAUUUACUGUAGUAGAGAUAGUAAAAUGAUACUAAAGUUUUAAUAAAUAUGUUUCAACGUC
Messenger RNA from Vespa velutina, 2784 nucleotides. RefSeq names its product enhancer of split mgamma protein-like. The record is from RefSeq and is a predicted model, not a curated record. Bases 599 to 1240 code for a protein of 213 amino acids. The transcript is spliced from 2 exons. Gene Ontology annotation, biological process: regulation of transcription by RNA polymerase II; regulation of neurogenesis; anterior/posterior pattern specification. Gene Ontology annotation, cellular component: nucleus. Lineage: Eukaryota; Metazoa; Arthropoda; Insecta; Hymenoptera; Vespidae. Gene Ontology annotation, molecular function: DNA-binding transcription factor activity, RNA polymerase II-specific; protein dimerization activity; RNA polymerase II cis-regulatory region sequence-specific DNA binding.